This is a messenger RNA of Suhomyces tanzawaensis NRRL Y-17324, 2130 nucleotides long. RefSeq lists its product as uncharacterized. Gene Ontology annotation, molecular function: protein binding. The record is from RefSeq and is a predicted model, not a curated record. The transcript has 2 exons. NCBI's taxonomy places the organism in Eukaryota, Fungi, Ascomycota, Pichiomycetes, Serinales, Debaryomycetaceae. The coding region runs from base 1 to 2130 and encodes 709 amino acids.
AUGAUUCCGCUCAGACAGAGUGUCUACAGAAACUUGACAAGGAUAAACCUUGCCAAGGUCAGAGCACAGGGCGUUGUUAUCACUCGUUUCCAGUCGGUGUCUGUGGGCAAUUCCAACGACAGAACCAAGCCAGUGGAAAGAAAGCGUGCUCCGCUCAACCCCAAGCUCCGUGAUGUGGCCAACCAGAUCAGAGAAGUGGUGAAAAAUGCCACCAACGACUUAUCCGAAUCGGUGGAGAUCUUGGAGGAAGGACUCCUGUACUUAAGAGAGAUCCAGGUGUCGGAAAAGAUCCCGGAAAGAGUACUCUAUCACGAGUUCCAGGCAGUGGUCACCAACCUCUUGUAUAAAGCCAUCAGCACCGAAACCUCCACCUCCCCCAACCAGAUUCUUGACGUGUUGGUUCAGUACAAGGUCGCUCACAAGUACCACUUCACGCUUGUGGCAGCCAACUGGAUGAAAGCCUCGGCGUACCAUGAGGUAUUGAAAUUGUGGGUCCAAAACGUUGAGUACGAAAAAUCCAUGGACUUCUACUACUCCAACCCCUACGUGAUCAAGGAGUCCGGUAUCGACUUCAAGGGCUACUAUCUUGUCAACCUCGCCUACUUCUCGUUCGUGCAGUCGUGCAUCCAAGAGGGGGUCAAGUACCUGGCAGAAGAUGCCUCCAAAUUGCUCCAGAGCGAGCCUCCAGCGCCAUUCUUCGUCCGUGGCACUUUGGCUGACCUCCACUUAUUGUCCUCGCACACUAAGGAGUUCCAGGCGUUCACCAAGACCGUCCAGUCCCAUGCUUACGAUAAUUUGGACCCCAACGGACCAAUUGCCUACAAGAAAAUCAACUCUGCAGCUGACAGAAAGGACCCAUCAGGCUUGAACCGUGUCUUCGUGGAGUUGCAGGAGGCAGCCAAAAAGUCUUCCAAGCCAUUGACGGAAGGCACCAUGAACAGAGUCAUGAAGGCAUACUUGGACUGCGACAGACCAGAAGACAUCUUCAACUUGUUCCAGAGCAUGCUCCAGCACGGAAUCGAGGUUCCUUCCAUUAGUUCGUGGGAACUCGUGUUGAGGGCCAUGGGCCACCCCAGCCACGUCAGCAAACGUACCACCAAGAGAAAGACUAUCGCAGAGAACAUCGACAGAACCAUUGAGACUAUCGUCAGCAAUGGCACUGAAAUCACUCCCAAGACAUUGUCGAUCAUUGUGGGGGCAUUUGCCAACUUGAACCGUUUCGACAAGGUCGAGGAGUACUUGCAGAGAUUCAGCACUGAGGGUGAAGGCUCGUUGAAGAUAAUCAACCCCACCAAAAAUAACAUCUUGGUGGGUUUGGUGUUGAACAACAAGGUUGGCGAGGCCGAGACCAAGUUGAAGCAGUUCAUGGCCGACGGCAGUGGCUACGUGCCAAUCACCCACACCAUGAACACGUUUUUGGGGCACUACGCUAAAACCAAAAACUAUAAGGCAGUCGAGGGUAUCUUGGAGUUCAUGAAGAAAAAUAACAUUCCCGAGGAGGUGGCCACCUACACCAUCAUGAUCGACAUUUUCUUCAAGUUGCACCGUGAGAAGGGUUUGGCUCCCGACGUGGACCAAAUCUUGGCCAGCAUCACCAAGUCCAACACCAUCCAGUUGAACGACUUCACCUACACGGCGUUGAUCGACGGUUUGGUCAAGGACGGUGCCAACAUCGAGGCUGCCAGGCAGAUUUUUGCCGGUGCCUCCAAGAAGUACAAGCUGUCAGCACAGCUCUACACAUCAAUGAUGAAGGGUGAGUUGGACUUCGGAUCAGUAGCCAACGCUGAGGUGAUUUUCGACAAGUACAUCAAGCACAUCUCCAACGAUGCCCGUGUGUGGAACAUGAUGAUCACGUCUUUGUUGGCCAAGCACGAGGAUUUGGCGUUGCAGUACUACGAAAACAUGAAGGCGCAGGCCAGCUUGAAGGUGGAGCCCAACUUCUUCACCUACUACUACUUGCUCAGCCACUUCCUCAAGCGUGGCAACAAGGAACGGGUGCAGUACCUUAUUGACGAGUUGCUGGGCCAAAAGCUUCGCGACCUUGGCUCAGAGUUGCCUAAGAUUUUGCACCCACUCACCAGCGAGUACAGUUUCAGCAACGAGUUGUUGGGACAGCUCAAGCAGCAGUAG